AUGCAGGUCACUCUGAAGACCCUCCAGCAACAGACCUUCAAAAUCGAUAUCGACCCCGAAGAAACGGUGAAAGCAUUAAAGGAGAAAAUUGAAUCUGAAAAGGGAAAAGAUGCUUUUCCGGUAGCAGGCCAAAAAUUAAUUUAUGCAGGCAAAAUCCUCAAUGAUGAUACUGCUCUCAAAGAAUAUAAAAUUGAUGAGAAAAACUUUGUGGUGGUUAUGGUGACAAAACCCAAAGCAGUGACAACACCAGCAUCAGCUGUAACUCAGCAAUCAAAUCCCACCACUACUGCAGUUAGCUCCUCUACAGCAGCAGCUGUGGCACAGGCCCCAGCCCCGGCCCCUGCUUUGGCUCCUAAUUCCACACCUACGUCCAUCACUCCAGCAUCAACAACAGCAUCUUCUGAGCCUGCACCUGCUAGUGCAACUAAACAAGAGAAACCUGCAGAGAAACCUGCAGAAAUACCGGUGACUACUAGUCCAACAUCAACUGACAGUACAUCAGGAGAUUCUUCUCGGUCAAACCUUUUUGAAGAUGCAACAAGUGCACUUGUGACUGGUCAGUCCUAUGAGAAUAUGGUAACUGAAAUCAUGUCAAUGGGCUAUGAACGAGAACAAGUUAUUGCAGCCCUAAGAGCUAGUUUCAACAACCCUGACCGAGCAGUGGAGUAUCUUUUAAUGGGCAUUCCUGGAGAUAGAGAGAGUCAGGCUGUGGUUGACCCUCCUCAGGCAGCUAGUACUGGCGCACCUCAGUCUUCAGCAGUGGCUACAGCCGCAGCAACAACUACAGCAACAACUACAACAACAAGUUCUGGAGGACAUCCCCUUGAAUUUUUACGGAAUCAGCCUCAGUUCCAACAGAUGAGACAAAUUAUUCAACAGAAUCCUUCCCUGCUUCCAGCAUUACUACAACAGAUAGGUCGAGAGAAUCCUCAAUUACUACAGCAAAUUAGCCAACACCAGGAGCAUUUUAUUCAGAUGUUAAAUGAACCAGUUCAAGAAGCUGGUGGUCAAGGAGGAGGAGGGGGUGGAGGUGGCAGUGGAGGAAUUGCAGAAGCUGGAAGUGGUCAUAUGAACUACAUUCAAGUAACGCCUCAGGAAAAAGAAGCUAUAGAAAGGUUAAAGGCAUUAGGAUUUCCUGAAGGACUUGUGAUACAAGCAUAUUUUGCUUGUGAGAAGAAUGAGAAUUUGGCCGCCAAUUUUCUUCUACAACAAAAUUUUGAUGAAGAUUGA
Molecule: messenger RNA, 1230 nt
Organism: Chrysochloris asiatica (Cape golden mole)
Lineage: Eukaryota; Metazoa; Chordata; Mammalia; Afrosoricida; Chrysochloridae
Gene: RAD23B
Product: RAD23 homolog B (S. cerevisiae)
Exons: 10
Coding region: 1-1230 (409 amino acids)
Biological process (GO): proteasome-mediated ubiquitin-dependent protein catabolic process; nucleotide-excision repair
Cellular component (GO): nucleoplasm; cytosol
Molecular function (GO): polyubiquitin modification-dependent protein binding; proteasome binding; damaged DNA binding
Source: RefSeq, a predicted model, not a curated record